Medioppia subpectinata is the source of this 2243-nucleotide messenger RNA. Lineage: Eukaryota; Metazoa; Arthropoda; Arachnida; Sarcoptiformes; Oppiidae. The record is from the annotation of a GenBank genome assembly.
UGUAUUUUAAGUGAUAAAAAAGUUUCUCAAUCAAUUUGGUUAACUAUGGUGAUAAAAAACAUUUUAAUUAUAGUUACGCUUAUUCAAGUAUUCCACUAUCAUCCAGUAACACUCCGGGCCUGUGACGACGGUUGGGUCGACUAUCGGGAUGAGAAAAGUUGCCAUCAACUUAGCGAAGAGCUAGAUACUUUGCGGUACAGGCUUAAUGCCACUGAAUACGUGCGUGACGUGCUAAAAAACGACCUUACUCAUACACAAAUUGAAUUAGGAAAAUAUGUGUUGCCGGCCGUACCACUGGUGGUGAAGAGUCCAUACCUGUCCACUUGGAUGACUGGCCGACAAUUGGUAAACGAUUGGACGCGAUCCUGGAAUAGAGACAUCAGGGCUAUGGCGGGUAUGGUUCGGGUCGACGGACAGACCUUUGUGUUUAUGGGUGGUCUCGAAGGCAUUCGAGCCGUACAGUCGGGUCUUCGCGUGACUCCAACCCAAUCGGUGUUUACAUUCACCGCCGGACCCAUAGAACUGGUCGUAAACUUCUUCACUCCUAUCGAUCCGACAGAUCUCAAGCGUCUGUCACUUCCGGCCUCUUAUAUAUCAAUGAGCGCCCGAUCUAUGGAUCACAAGACACAUGAAGUCCAGGUAUAUCUCGAUAUGACUGGGGAAUGGGUUACCAGUGAUCUCAACCAAGUUGUUGAAUGGGAUGUAAGCGAAGUAAAGGGCAAAACAAAUCUAAUUAACGGCAACAUUAGACUCAAGAAUCAGAAACAAUUUCAAGAAUAUCAAGAUUUAGCCCAAUGGGGAACCAUUAAGUUCUUCACGGACUCGACCGCCACUUAUGAGGCCAAUGGUUGUGAUACUGUAAUGCGCCCAAAGUUUAUCAAAACGGGUAAACUCGACAAUACUGUUUGCAACAAUUUCCGCAAAGUGUCGGACAAUUGGCCGGGCAUUGGGUUCGCGCGGACACUGACCGCCGGCGCCACUCAUACGGCGGCAAACACUGUGUAUUACGGCGUCGCUCACGUCAGACGACCGGCCAUUGAGUACACGGACUCACAUCUGAACCAAUUAUGGGAAAGUUAUUUCAAUGGAGACGACAAACAGAUGAUUGACUUCUUCUAUGAAGACAGAGAGGACGCCCUCCGGAGGGCCACAGCUCUGGACACCCGUAUUGUGACCGACGCUCAGGCGGUCGGCGGCGAGAGUUAUGUUAAGGUGGUGUCCGCAGCGCUCAGACAGGCGUACGGAGGCGUGGAAAUGGUUGGCACAGUUUGCAGACCGUGGAUGAUGUUGAAGGAGAUCUCAUCGAGUCGUAAGUGUCAGACAGUGGACGCGAUUUACCCUCACUUUCCGGUUCAUCUAUAUCUCAAUCCAACGCUUUUGAAAUACCUUUUGGAGCCAUUGCUUGACUAUCAAGAGAAGGGGUUCUUCUCAAAAAAGUAUUGUUUACAUGAUUUGGGAUCUAAUUAUCCCAAAUGCAAUGGACAGGUGGAACACGAUUUGGAUAUGGAGGUGGAGGAGAGCGCCAAUAUGUUGAUCAUGAUGUCAGCCUAUGUCAGGGCAACCAAUGACAUACAGUUUGCCGAAAAGCACUACAAAAUUGCCAAACAAUGGACACAGUAUUUGGUCGAUCACGGGUUGAUCACAGGUGAUGUUUUAACAACUGACGUCUAUUUGGGCCGAAUUACAAAUUCAACAAACCUUUCGGUCAAAGCUAUUGUAGGCAUCGGAGCGAUGGCACAGUUGGCUGAAGUGACCGGCGAUGAGGCAGACAGACAUCGGUACAGACAAAUUGCAGAAAAGUAUAUCACUAAAUGGAUUUGUUUGAGUGAAGAUCCGUCCCAUAAAUACUUAAAAAUGAGUUAUAAUACACCCGACAUGUGGUUUAUGAUCUAUAACUUAUACGCCGAUGUCCUGCUAAACACCAAAUUAGUACCCGAAUCGAUCUACGCACAACAGGACGAGUGGUAUCAACAGGUGAUGAAUGUCUACGGCUUGUCGUUAGGCGAAAAACAGGACACAAAGUUUGAUUGGAUUAUGUUUACGGCCGCCGCGUCUGGCGAUACAAAACUGAGGCAAUCAUUGUUCGAUCGGACGGCCAAAUGGUUGCGCGAAACGCCGACUCGAGUGCCCUUUUCUGACUACGCAAACACUGUUACCGGCUAUUCGUCCGGUUUUGUAAAUCGGCCCGUAAUCGGCGGUGUAUUCGCGCCGUUGACUAUUAAACACUAAACUUUACAUUAAAA